CUGCGACGCUAAGCUAGGGAGGUCGGAGUCGUCCGUUCUCAAAGUAUGUGUGUACGGCAAGAAAAGCAAAACACCACCGAUGACGGAACUUUGUGCUGCAUACGGUUGCGUAAAACGUCUUACAGUUACGACAAGGGAACAGGGAGUCCCUUUCACAUGAAAAAUAUAGGAUUUUUUUUUUUUUUUUGUAUAUUUAAGAACAUGUUUAUUGAUAGCAUACGCUUUGGCGUUGGAAAAAAUACAGUAAAUUUAAUGAAAACUGAAAAUAAGCAAGUGACGACUUAAUUUCCGUGUCCGUGCAUUACUUUCUAUGGGAAAGUCGACCUCCCCAGCACGACCUUUAUAUAGGCACGUCGUUUAGCCGGUCUGCUGUAUCUACAAACCUAUAUCUAUGAGCAAAAAAAAAAACGGAAUUCGAAAAGGGCUUCCGAGUGGGAAAUCGGAUUUCGGAGGGCGUUGCAUUUGAAACUUCCGACGAGGAACUCGGAUAUUCCAACUUUCGAGUACGCAGGAACGAAGGUGGGAUUUACUGUCUUACCAACACUACUCAACUGAUGAGAGGAGGUUGAGCUGGCUUCCGGACCAUCUGUCCCGAGACAACGAAACGAAGAUGAACAGGAAAAAGGAUAAAGGAUUUGAGAGUCCACGACCCUUUAAAUUGACCCACCAGGUUGUGUGCAUCAACAAUAUCAACUUCCAGAGGAAAUCUGUAAUUGGCUAUGUUGAGCUGACCAUACUCCCUACAGUAGCCAACCUUAACAGAAUCAAGUUGAACAGUAAACAGUGCCGUAUCUACAGGGUCCGAAUCAAUGAUCUUGAAGCUCCAUUCAUUUAUAAUGACCCUACUUUGGAAGUUUGCCACAGUGACUCCAAGCAAAGGAACCUGAACUAUUUUUCGAGUGCCUAUACUGCAGCGGUGAGUGCUGUGGACCCAGAUGCGGGACAUGGGGAGUUGGUCAUCAAGGUUCCUUCUGAACUCUGGAAACAAGGAGAUGAUUCACAUCUUUUAAAGGUAUACAUUGAAUUUUCCCUGGACCAGCCUAAAGGGGGUCUCCACUUUGUUAUCCAUGAUGUGGAAGGCAGUUUGGCAGAGAGAGGUGCUCACGUGUUCUCCUUCGGACACCACAACUCCACUCGGUUCUGGUUCCCUUGUGUGGACUCCUACUCAGAGCUGUGCACGUGGAAGCUAGAGUUCACCAUAGAUUCCGCCAUGGUUGCAGUGUCAUGUGGUGAUCUAGUAGAGACAAUCUACACGCAUGACAUGAGGAAGAAAACUUUCCACUAUGUCCUACCUAUCCCAACUGCGGCUCCCAACAUUUCCCUGGCUGUAGGGCCUUUUGAAAUUCUUGUAGACCCCUACAUGCAUGAGGUGACCCACUUUUGCCUGCCACAACUGCUGCCACUUCUCAAGCAUUCCAUGUCUUACCUGCAUGAGAUUUUUGAGUUCUAUGAAGAAAUUCUAACAUGCCGCUACCCAUACUCCUGCUUUAAGACGGUUUUUGUGGAUGAGUCCUAUGUUCAAGUGUCUUCCUAUGCUUCCAUGAGCAUCUUUAGCACCAACCUUCUUCAUAGCGCUAUGAUCAUCGACCAGACCCCUUUGACACGUCGUUGCCUUGCCCAGGCCUUGGCUCAGCAAUUUUUUGGUUGUUUCAUCUCCAGGAUGUCUUGGGCUGAUGAGUGGGUUUUGAAGGGAAUCUCAGGCUAUAUCUUUGGCCUUUAUCUGAAGAAGACGUUCGGAGUGAAUGAAUACCGGCACUGGAUCAAAAAGGAGCUGGACAAGAUUGUGGAAUAUGAACUGAAGAUGGGAGGCGUUCUUUUGCACCCAACAUUUAGUGGAGGCAAAGAAAAGGAUAACCAAACCCCUCACCUUCACUUCUCCUUGAAGCACCCACACACAUUGUCGUGGGAGUACUACAAAAUGUUCCAAUGUAAGGCUCAUUUGGUGAUGAGGCUGAUUGAAAACAGGAUUAGCAUGGAGUUCAUGUUGCAGGUUUUCAACAAACUAUUGAGUCUGGCCAGCACAGCCUCGUCACAGAGAUACCAGAGUCACAUGUGGAGCCAGAUGCUUCUUUCGACUCAUGCCUUCUUGAAAUCCAUCUCUAAUGUCUCCGGCAAAGAUAUUUCCCCUCUUAUCAAACAAUGGGUAGAUCAGAGUGCUGUAGUAAAGUUCUAUGGCAGCUUUGUAUUCAACAGAAAGAGGAAUGUUUUGGAGCUGGAGAUCCGCCAAGACUACACAUCCUCUGGAACUCAGAAAUAUGUUGGUCCCAUCAAGGUGACGGUGCAGGAACUAGAUGGAUCAUUCAACCAUACCUUGCAGAUAGAGGAGAGCAGCCUCAAACAUGAUAUUCCAUGUCACUCCAAGAGCCGAAGAAACAAGAAAAAGAAGAUUCCUCUGAUGAAUGGAGAGGAAGUGGACAUGGAUUUAUCAGCCAUGGAUGCUGACUCUCCUCUUCUCUGGAUACGGAUUGACCCAGACAUGUCAAUUUUGAGGAAGGUAGAAUUGGAGCAAGCCGACUUCAUGUGGCAAUACCAGCUGCGUUAUGAAAGGGAUGUGGUUGCGCAGGAGGAGGCGAUAUCUGCUCUUGAAACGUUCCCAACUCCUGCUUCCAGACUGGCUCUCACUGACAUCCUUGAACAAGAACAGUGUUUCUACGAAGUCCGCAUGCAGGCCUGCUUCUGUUUGGCGAAGAUAGCCAAUGCUAUGGUGAGCACAUGGCAGGGCCCGCCAGCGAUGAAGUCUCUGUUUACCAGAAUGUUCUGCUGUAAGAGCUGCCCCACUAUCGUAAAGACCAACAACUUCAUCAACUUCCAGAGCUAUUUCCUGCAAAAGACGAUGCCUGUUGCCAUGGCAUUACUCAGAGAUGUCCAGAACCUCUGUCCCAAAGAUGUCCUCAACUUCAUACUUGACCUUAUCAAGUACAACGACAACAGGAAGAACAAAUUCUCUGAUAAUUACUACCGUGCAGAUCUGCUUGAAGCACUGACCAACUCUUUGACCCCGGCCAUCAGCAUCAACAAUGAGACGCGCACAGUGGACAAUUUAAAUGCUGAUGUGCGUCUAAUCUUGGAGGAGAUAACCAGAUUUCUUAACAUGGAAAAACUAUUGCCAAGCUACAGAAGCACGAUUACUAUCAGUUGUCUUAAAGCCAUUCGCCAACUUCAAAAAAAUGGUCACAUCCCGAGUGAAGCAUCACUCUUCAGGUCAUAUGCAGAGUAUGGACACUUUGUUGAUGUUCGUGUUGCUGCAUUAGAGGCUCUGGUGGACUACACAAGAGUUGAAAAGAGUUCAGUUGAGCUACAGUGGCUUCUCAACCUGGUUCAGAAUGACCCAGCUCCUUAUGUCAGACAUAAGAUCCUAGCCAUGCUUUGUAAGAAUCCACCCUUCACCAAGACAACAGAAUCAACUAUAUGCAAUGAAGCUCUGGUGGACCAGCUUUGGAAGCUUAUGAACUCAGGUACCUCUCAUGAUUGGCGCCUGCGUUGUGAUGCUGUGAACCUCUACUACACAUUGUUUGGUUUGACUCGGCCUUCCUGCCUGCCCCUCCCUGAGCUUGGUCUUGUGUUGAACCUAAAGGAGAAGAAAGCUGUACUAAACCCCACCAUCAAGCCUGAAUUGAUGGUGGGUGCUGUUAUCGACACACCUGCCAGUAUAGGAAUCCAUGGCGUUGGCUUAAAUUACCCACCUGAGGAGGAAGAGCCUGAUCCCAUUUCACUGGGGGUGUGUGGGGUAGGACAGCCUCCUCAGGGCAUCAAGAGAAAGUCCGAGACUCAGUUGGGCUCCCCUCCAGAGCUCGGACAAGCAGUACAGCAUCAAGAUGAUGAUGGUCGAGUCGGGCGCUACAAGAUCAGAUUUAACAUGGAAGAUGAAGAUAUUGACAUGGAGACUGUUCACGAUAGUCAGGCCUUCAUUCACCAUCACCUCAAUCUGCUGGAGAGACCCUCUACACCAGGUAAAGAGCCGGCAUUCAUCGAACAGUCAACGCUCUCCAUGCCAGCCACGCCUUUACCGUCCUUAUCCAAAGACACCCUGUCCUUGCCUUUGAAACACAGAGGUGAGCAUGGUCACCACCACCACGAGCACAAGAAGAAGAAGAAGAAGAAGCACAAGCAUAAACACAAGCACAAGCAUGAAAACAAGGACAGAGAGAGGGGUAACUGGCAUCCCUACAGCAAUAGCCCAGUCAGUGGCAAGUCCCUUCACUCACCAUCGCUAUCUGAAUAAAAUGUUUUCAUGAAAGCUAUUUACCCAUCACAGUGUCAGAUUUUGAUGUCAAUUGGGGAGAUGCAGUAGACAAAUCACUUCAUCACUUUCAGGUGAAUCAUUUCUGUGAGCAAACAUUUUGUUUCCUGUUCUCCUUGGUAAAAUUCUUUUGGUGGGGCAUGGUGUUUCACAACAUCUCUUAUUUAACUAGAUAGAAAAGUGAACUUUACCUUGCGAAUGUUUUAGGCAAUGUUAUGAAAAGAACAUUUGGAAUUUAAAAUUGAGAUAGCCAAGAGUGAAUGUUGAUAUCCAAAAUGUCUACCUGUUCUGAAUAAAAAUGGCCUAAUCUUCCAAUGUCAAUUCAUCCUGUGAAACCUUCUACUCAAUUUUUAAUGAACGUGUAGUCAUUGCAAGGUCCUUUUUGUAAUAAAUAGUUGU
Phycodurus eques (leafy seadragon) is the source of this 4639-nucleotide messenger RNA. RefSeq names its product TAF2 RNA polymerase II, TATA box binding protein (TBP)-associated factor (gene taf2). The record is from RefSeq and is a predicted model, not a curated record. Bases 611 to 4222 code for a protein of 1203 amino acids. NCBI's taxonomy places the organism in Eukaryota, Metazoa, Chordata, Actinopteri, Syngnathiformes, Syngnathidae. Gene Ontology annotation, biological process: transcription initiation at RNA polymerase II promoter. The transcript has 28 exons. Gene Ontology annotation, cellular component: transcription factor TFIID complex. Gene Ontology annotation, molecular function: chromatin binding; transcription cis-regulatory region binding; RNA polymerase II general transcription initiation factor activity.